CUUCUAAAGUAUAUAAAGAGCAAGUCCAAGCUGGAUUUCCUGAGGGCAGUGGAGGAGCCCAGACCCACAGCAAGGACUCACAAGAAAGCUCCAAGCGAUCCCAAUUGAUUGCACAGGUCUGGGAGUGCCAGCAGGAGCCUUCACCAUGAUGUUUGCUAACAAGAAGCACUUCAUCACUGCCAUAGUUGGGGCGCUGAUCGCAUUCUCCAUCAUUGCCCUGGUUCUCUGCCUGGUGAGGAUUGAAGAUGUCACCCUGCCAGCCACGGUCAAGUAUGGGAUGGUGUUUGAUGCAGGCUCGUCCCACACCUCUCUGUUUGUCUAUGAGUGGGACUCAGACAAGGAGAACGACACUGGCAUGGUCAGCCAGACCUUGUCCUGCGAUGUCCAGGGGCAAGGCAUAUCGAGCUACACCAAUGACCCCCCGAAAGCUGGUGAUUCUCUAAGGGAGUGCCUGGAUAAAGCCCUGAAGGUUGUUCCUGCUGCAAAACAGAGGGAUGUCCCAGUUUAUCUAGGAGCAACGGCAGGCAUGAGGCUUCUGAGGGAACAGAACAGCUCAGCAGCAGACCGAGUCCUGGCCGAAGUUGCUAAAACCCUGCAAGAGUACCCCGUGGCUUUCAAAGGGGCUCGGAUCCUUACAGGAGAGGAGGAGGGGGCUUAUGGCUGGAUCACCAUCAACUACCUGCUGGAUUCCUUCACUAAGUACUCCCCCAAAUCACACACCUGGGUUCGUCCAGAGGCGGCCGACAUUUUUGGGGCACUGGAUCUUGGAGGAGCAUCCACUCAAAUCAGCUUUAUGCCUGGAAGUUCAGUGAUAAAUUGGAAGGAAGCUUUCAAGCUCACACUGUAUGGCUAUAACUACAACAUCUAUACACACAGCUACCUCUGCUACGGGCAGAACGAGAUGCUGAAGAGACUGGCCAAAGAAUUAAUUACGGAGUCGUCCUCCAGCACGCGAGUUGAUCACCCCUGCUACCCAAAAGACUACACUGAAACCGUCUCGCUGUCUUCCUUCCGCACCAGCCCCUGCACUAACCCCAGCGACAUGCGGCUGACUCUGGGUGACAGGAAUGUGACCUUGGAGGGCCGGGGCAAUGCCAGCAAGUGCCUGGAUGCCAUCAAGAAGCUAUUCAACUUCUCGGCGUGUGGCCAGCGCCAGGACUGCACCUUCGAUGGCGUCUACCAGCCCCCCAUCAGCGGGCGGUUCAUUGCCUUCUCUGCCUUUUACUAUAACUUCAAGUUUCUCAACCUCACCAAGGGGCAGUCGCUGGCCACUGUCAGGGAGACCAUUGAGCAUUUCUGCACGAGAAGCUGGGAAGACCUGUCUUCUAGCUACCCUGAAGAGAACCCUGACCGACUGCCUAAAUACUGUGCCAACGCCAACUACAUCCUCACACUCCUCCUUGAUGCCUACAAGUUCAACGAGACCAGCUGGAACAACAUCAUCUUCCAGAUGAAGGCGGGGAGCGCCAGUGUCGGCUGGACGCUGGGGUACAUGCUGAACCUCACCAACAUGAUCCCGGCGGAGGCUCCAGCGCGGGUGAAGGGGCACAUUCCUUCCUUGUGGGCUGCGGCCAUUGCCUUCAUCGUCCUCACCCUUGCCCUGGGGCUUGCUGCCCUGCUCCUGUUCUUGUGGGUGUAGGCGCCUGGCUGCGUUUGGGAGCGUGGCAGGAGCAUGUCAGGGCUGUCCGCUCUGCAGUGCCCUGCACUUCUGCCAGCGGGACUGGCAGCCCGAGACUCACUCAGUGAUGCUGAGCACCUUAAACCCCUACAGCACUGAAGAACGAAGGUCUGGCCUCCCACGGGACUGCCCCCACCAUGCGGAGAGGCACCAGAGGUUUCCAGAGGAGGUCUGCUCAUGUGGAGACCUGCUGGGAUCAGCUACGCACCACAGGAACCCCAGCCGUGCCCAUCUGCCUGCGUACACCUCUAUGGCUGUUACAGGCCUGGUCUCCAUCCCACCAGAUGGCACGUGGAGCCGUGGAGAGCCAACCUAGCCAUGGAAGAACUCCCUGAGUCCCAGACUGUUACUGCACGGCUGCAGGAACUUGGUGACACUGUGCUUCGUAGAAUGCUGGGUCUGACCAUGGUUGCCAACAGCCAGGCAGGUCCCUGCCAGGUCUGCCAGCGUGAGGGCUCUGCAGCACCCAAGCUGGCUCUCCUGAGGGUGUAUCCUUCAGGCUUAUCUGAUGGUCUUGGAGACAGAAGGCAAAUUGAGCACCCAAACUCAGAAGUGUGGUCCAUGCCUCCCCAGAGGGUCCAUCUCAUCUCAUCUCAUCUCAUCUCAUCUCAUCUCAUCUCAUCUCAUCUCAAUCUCAUCUCAUCAUCUCAUCUUCCUUUUCUUCUGGAAUAAAGGCACUGUAGUUCUGAGUGUCUUCCUGGAGACCAGACUGUCCCACCAGCAGAAGGCCUGGACGCUGUGGGUGUCAGGCUGACUCCAGCAGGCUGCACGUCACUGACCCUGCACACGUGGCUGGGCUGGGUCCUGCCCACAACUGAGCCCUUGCCUUUGCCUUUCGUUCUGCACGUUCAUUAUCUGCCCCGCAGAUGACUCAUCGUGUUAUUUGCCUCCAGCAGCAAGGAGCUGACAUUUGGUG
Calidris pugnax (ruff) is the source of this 2594-nucleotide messenger RNA. Its product is annotated as ectonucleoside triphosphate diphosphohydrolase 8-like. Lineage: Eukaryota; Metazoa; Chordata; Aves; Charadriiformes; Scolopacidae. Gene Ontology annotation, biological process: nucleoside diphosphate catabolic process. The coding region runs from base 146 to 1639 and encodes 497 amino acids. Gene Ontology annotation, cellular component: plasma membrane. Gene Ontology annotation, molecular function: UDP phosphatase activity; GDP phosphatase activity. The transcript has 10 exons. The record is from RefSeq and is a predicted model, not a curated record.